ACCCCCUUCAAACCUCAACAACCAAAAAACAUUAAAAAGAAAAAGAAAGAUAAAAAUAAAAGUAAGAAAAUGUAAAAGAUAUAUGCAAAAAAUUGAUGAGCAAGAUUGAUGAGGCUUUGAAGCCUUGGUCUUGAAUCUCUGGUGUCCUUCUCAGGCGCGGUGUGAUUAGGGUGUGGGACAGGAGUGGUGGGUUGCGAAUCUUGUUCAGGUUCAAGCCAAUUAUGGUUCGGGGUGUGGUGGUGGAAGGCAGGGAAAAGGAGGACCAGCUUACGGCGUCGUAUUACGAGGAAGGAGAUGUAACUCUGGCUCAAUUGUCCAGGUCUCCUAAGACCAAGCCCAAACCUACACCUCCUUCCUCUUCUUCCCCUUCGGUGAAACAGAAGAAGCCGAAUGUCGAGGACGAAAAGUUUUCCAAGAUGAAGAAAGUGAGCGCUCGUGCCAAAAUUAACCUUGCUGCAUCUGGUCAUUCAGGAAAAGUGUUGAGCUCUAAGCAGAAUAUGGCCACAAUUAAUGGAUCAUGUGCACUAAGUGGUGAAGCCAAGUCAUCUGCUGUGAUUCGAGCGCAGGAGGUUCGAUCAAAUCUAGGACCUGAAUACCCUAGUUUUGUGAAAUCUCUGGUUAGAUCACAUGUUGCUAGUUGUUUCUGGAUGGGACUUCCUGGGUUGUUCUGCAAGACACACUUACCAGAUAAAGAUGUUACAAUCACUUUGGAAGACGAAAGUGGGAAACAAUAUCAGUCGAAAUACAUUGCAUACAAAACAGGCUUGAGUGCUGGCUGGAGACAGUUUGCUGCUGCACACAACCUGCUUGAGGGAGAUGUUUUGGUCUUCCAAUUAGUUGAACCUACCAAAUUUAAGGUUUACAUAAUAAGGCCCAAUGAUUUAACUGAAGUGGAUGGGGCUCUCGGCCUCCUUAAUUUGGAUGCUCACAUAUGUCAAGAUGAUGAAGACAAAGAUGAUGCAGAAAUGGAUGCUAAUACUAAUAGGAAACGCAUGAAAUCUCUUCCUUUAGCAGUUGUUGAAAAGAAGAAAAAGAAGACUGGCCAGUCAACAUGGGCUCCUAAAGCAGCUGAACAAUCUGAAAAUGACAGUGAGGAGGUGGGUUCUGAAGUUUAUGAAGGUUCCAAGUUGUCUAGACCAGCAGUUCAAUUUAAAGACGUUAAAAGUUUUGAAAACUUUAGCAUUCUGGUAGAUGGAUUUCUUAUAGAUUCUGAGCUCCCCGAAGAUAUAAGACAAAUGUACUACAAGCUGUGCUGUAGUCAGAAUGCAUUUCUUCAUGAACAUCUUAUCAAAGGCAUAAAUUAUAAGCUGAUUGUGGGAAUCAUCUACGAAACAGUUAACAUCGCCAAUGCCAUAAAAUCUUGCAAGCUUGCCACCUCUUGGAAUGACUUUGCUGCUUGGGAAAAAUCCCUAAAAGCCUUUGAGCUUCUGGGCAUGAAUGUUGGGUUUCUACGUGCUCGGCUGUGCCGGCUUGCAAACCUUGCAUGUGAAUCAGAAGAUUCUGUGGUUGUGAAGAGGUUUAUAGAUGCUGAAACGGAACGAUCUCAAGCCAAAAGUGGAAUAAGAAAUAUUGAGAGGAAGCUCGAGGAAUUAAAGGAGGCCUGUGACACAUUUGGUGUUGCUAUUGAGAAUCUGCGGUCACAAGCUGAAAUCGAUGAGCUCAAGUUCCAGGAACAGGUUAAUGUUCCUUGGUGAUAAUUGACCUUGUCAAUAUCAAAAGUACCGAAAACUAUACAAUUGCCUUGUUGAAAUAUGCCUGUUACUAAUGUAAUUCGAGUCUCACUUUACACUUGAAAGCUUGUGCUUUCUACGAGGGAAGUUAAAUUUAGACAUAGAAGUUCUCUCCAACCACAAGUUUUCAUGAUUUUCUUGUUAUGGUUGAGUUGUAAUGAAGCUGCAACUAGUGUUGGCAAGAGAGGAACCAAAGCCAGCAGAUUUCAAACACGUCUAAUGGAAAAGUUAUUUUGCUCCAAA
Messenger RNA from Ziziphus jujuba (common jujube), 1973 nucleotides. RefSeq names its product B3 domain-containing protein Os01g0234100. Gene Ontology annotation, molecular function: DNA binding. NCBI's taxonomy places the organism in Eukaryota, Viridiplantae, Streptophyta, Magnoliopsida, Rosales, Rhamnaceae. The record is from RefSeq and is a predicted model, not a curated record. The transcript has 7 exons. Bases 222 to 1694 code for a protein of 490 amino acids.